Molecule: messenger RNA, 1133 nt
Organism: Marmota monax (woodchuck)
Lineage: Eukaryota; Metazoa; Chordata; Mammalia; Rodentia; Sciuridae
Product: olfactory receptor 5B17-like
Exons: 1
Coding region: 50-991 (313 amino acids)
Biological process (GO): sensory perception of smell; G protein-coupled receptor signaling pathway
Cellular component (GO): membrane
Molecular function (GO): odorant binding; olfactory receptor activity; G protein-coupled receptor activity
Source: RefSeq, a predicted model, not a curated record
UUUUAGCUCUCUUUGCUACACAGCACCUGGUGGUCCUAAUGUACCACCCAUGGAGAAUAACACGGAGAUGAGGGAGUUCAUCCUGCUGGGACUGACCAGCGCCCCACAACUGCAGCUUCCCCUCUUCAUACUGGUCACUGUCGUCUACCUCAUCACUCUGGUGGGGAACCUGGGGAUGAUCACGUUGAUCCUGCUGGACUCCCGCCUCCACACCCCCAUGUACUUUUUCCUUAAUAACUUGUCUCUGGUGGAUUUUUGUUACUCUUCAACAGUCACUCCCAAGGUCAUGGCUGGGUUGCUUAUGGAAGACAAGGUCAUCUCCUACAAUGCUUGUGCUGCUCAGAUGUUCUUUUUUGUACUUUUAGCCACUGUGGAAAGUUACCUCUUGACUGCAAUGGCCUAUGACCGCUAUGCAGCAGUGUGCCAACCCCUACACUACUCUACCAUCAUGACCACAAGGGUGUGUGCUUAUUUGGCCAUAUGCUGUUACAUCCUUGGUUUUCUGACUGCUGCUAUUGACAUUGGAGACAUGUUCUGUCUCUCUUUCUGUGUGAAUGUGAUCCAUCACUUUUUCUGUGAUAUUCCAGCCAUCAUGACUCUGGCUUGCUCUGAUAAACACCUUAAUGAAUUGAUCAUUUUUCUUAUUUCAAGCUUUAAUAUCUUUUUGGCACUUCUUGUUAUCUUGGUUUCUUACCUGUUCAUAUUUACCACCAUUUUAAAGACGCUCUCAGGUGAGGGAUACCAGAAGGCUUUAUUCACCUGUGCCUCACACCUCAUGGCAGUUUCUAUAUUUUAUGGGACUGUUAUUAUUAUGUACUUGCAACCAAGUUCCAACCGCUCCAUGGACACUGACAAAAUUUCAUCUGUGUUCUACACUAUGGUCAUCCCUAUGCUGAACCCUAUGGUCUACAGCCUGAGGAACAAGGAGGUCAAGAGUGCUUUCAAAAAAGUUGUUGAGAAGGCAAAAUAUUCUCUAGGUUUAGUUUUUUAAUUAUGUAGUUUUGAUUUGCAUUUUCUCCUUGACCAAUGAUUUUGAAAAUCUUUCAUGGUACUUAUUGGUCUUUUACAAAUCUUUGCAAAAAUGUCUAUUCAAAGGCUUUGCCCAUUUUUAAAUAGAAGUUUCUUUUUUCAUU